AUGGAUACUUUAACACUCGAUUGCAUCAACUCCAACGAGUAUCAACUGGAGACGUUGAUUAGAGCUGUCAUCGACCGUGGUAUCCGGAAUCUUUAUCUUGAACUUGACUUUGAUACAUACCCUCGAUACAUCUUCAACUGCAAAACCAUUGUCGACUUGAAGAUUCAUUUCUAUAGAGCGUUACUGUCACUGUCUGCUGUGGAGAAUGUCUCAUUGCCUAGCCUCAAGAAGUUUCAUGGUUUUUAUGUUGUGUGGGAGAAUGACGAAGCCCUCUCUCUCUUUCUUUCCGGUUGUCCGUCCCUUGAGGAGUUGAAUAUAUCGCUUACAUCUGUGAAAGGAAAUGAUUAUGUGGGCUGCAUAACUAUAUCAUCACCCACAAUAAAGAUGUUUAAGCUGGAUCUUAACAAUUUGACCUGUGACCCUAAAUGUAGGAUGAUAUUAAAUGCCCCGGCCCUUAGGUAUCUCCAAGUGGAUGGCUAUCAGUUGGGGUCUAUAACAGUUCCUAUAACCAUGGUCUCCUUAGUUAAGGCGGAAUUGCGCUUACGAAGUUACAAUACCGCGAUUGUGAAUUUUCUUCAGUGUUAUGUAAAGUACCUAGUGAUAUCAGGUUGGAUGCUUGAGGAGGUAUGUUUUGAUUCUUCAAUCUCUUAG
Messenger RNA from Striga hermonthica, 651 nucleotides. Lineage: Eukaryota; Viridiplantae; Streptophyta; Magnoliopsida; Lamiales; Orobanchaceae. The record is from the annotation of a GenBank genome assembly.